CAUCCCCCACAAAUUCAAAUAGACAUCAUCAUCGAUACUAAAACCCCAUAAACAAAGAAAAGCAACAGAGUAAAAAGCAAACAACGAUAGAAAACAAACAAAUGUCGAAGAUGAGAUCGGAUCGCAAACCUCCACUUGCUGCUGCUGGCUCUCCUAUGCGCCUUCGUCCUCGCCGCGUUCUACGCUCCACUCCAUGCACCGUCCAAACUCCACCCGGUUCUUUAACGAAAACCCAAUUGCCGAUUCGUUCUUGGGACCUCGAAGAACCGGAGCUUCGUCCAGAAUACCGUACGAUUUCUUGCGAAUUACAAGCUUUGGCGAAGAUGGUGCAGAGCGAAUUUGGAAACCCUAGUUUGGGUAUUGCCGGAUUUGCAGACCCUGUUUCGACUCCUCUGUUCGAGAGAGGUAGGUUUUACGAUGAGUACUCUGCGAGAAGGAAUGAGAGGUUGAAGAGAAAGAAGGGUGAUACAGGGGAUGAGAAGAAGAGCAGUGUGUAUGAUCUGGGUGUGAAGGUCGGAUCGGUGGCGAAGAGGAGGGACUCGAAGAGGUUCGAGGGGUUGAGGCAAUCGGUACCCUCUACUCCGGUGACUGAGCGGAGUGAGAACCCGAGGUAUUUGCUGAGAAGCAGUACCAGAAAGGAAAAUCAGAAACCGCCUUUGCCAGUGAAUGCUGAGAAAUCUGUGGGCGUUGGCGAUCGGAAAAUCGGAGCCAGAAGGGUUUUGAGAAAAUGAAUUUUCUCAAGUGGGUUCAUGGGGAAAGUUAUGGUAGUAUAUAGUUUUUCCUCUGUUUUUUUUGGGUGAAUUGGAUUUGUGUUACUUUUGGUUAGUUUGUAUGUUCUCUCUGAUUCUGGUUUUUGCUAGCAUUUGUUUGAAUGGGAAAUUAGGCACCUAAGUGGUUCAGAAUAUUUGAAUUACAGAGAUGUUUUCUAACAAAAUUACUAUAUUUUGGUUAUGGGAAUUUGGAGUCAUAUGCUCAUCAUGGCUUAAAUUAAUUGAUGGUAUAUGGUUGAUUC
This is a messenger RNA of Cornus florida, 1012 nucleotides long. RefSeq lists its product as uncharacterized. Lineage: Eukaryota; Viridiplantae; Streptophyta; Magnoliopsida; Cornales; Cornaceae. The transcript is spliced from 3 exons. The record is from RefSeq and is a predicted model, not a curated record. The coding region runs from base 102 to 731 and encodes 209 amino acids.